UUUGAUCUCCGAUCCGAUUUGACGUCUUCAGCUUACGUACGUGCAAUUGAUGUAUGUGUAUCGCAAACAAAUUAAUCGUGAUACUUUAUAAAACAUUUUAACAUGUGAGUGAUGAGUUGUACCGAAAAUGAAAGUGGACCUUUUGUCGUAUUCUUCCUGCCAGCGGUCGUCGGCUGCUUGACUAUACUCUUGGCGAGACGUUGGGCAUACGCGCAAGUGAACAACACAGCGUCCACAGCGAUCUCUAGACGACGGAAAAUCAUCAAAGACCCGCUCGUGAAGCGGCCCUUGCCGCCGAUUACUUGUAAAAUGACUCCGCCGGGUGCCAAGAAGUCUUCUGGCGUCAGUAAAAAGGGGACAUCAUCACCUCAGGAAGAGGAUGUAAACAGCAAUGGAAAGCGAGUGGGGCGUGCCCGUCUAUCCCCAACACCGGCUACGCUCGACACUAAACUUGCGGACGGGCCUUCCCCUCCCAAGCAUAUCCCGUUCCCGUACAUACCCCACGACCCUGAGCUGCUGUUUGAGGCGAUGACGUUCAUCUUUACAGUGGUGGCUACGGGGCUCCAGUUCCUCAACUUGUAUAGGACGGCCUGGUGGCUUCCACAUUCAUACACCAAUCAAUCUAUGAACUUCUACCUCAUAGAUCCUCACCUAGUGGCAUUUAUAGUGACGUUGCUGUCCCGUCGUCUGUUGCUGAGUCUAGUAGUUCAGCUGUUGAAAGCCACGCUGGCGCCGCCGGCGUUGCCUCAUGGCAUUGUGGCAGCUAGAAUGUUCAUCCUGGGUAUGGUGAUAGGAGCGCUCGCCUGGUGCGCGUACUUCAUCGCCCUCAAAUAUCCCAUUGUCAAGAUCUUCUACCUCUGCUAUCCCGCGGUGGUAUACUUCAUCCUCUUUGGGCUCCAAUCCAGCCCGUUCCUGGAGCUCAGCAAUUCAGACACCCCGCUGCACUGCUGUUCGCACGACCCCGAACAGAUCCGAGCCGAGGUGGACUCCCUGCGGCAGGAUUUUAAUCUCAGGGUCAAGAAGAUCAUCUUCAACGCGGUAGUCGGGGCGUACUACUCUAGUCUAAUACCGUGCUGUUUUGCGCAGUCGUAUGUGUACUACGAUGUGUACCUCGCGUCGCAGCAGACGGCGUGCGUGUGCGGCGCGCUAGCGGCGCGGCUGGCGGCGCAGCUGCUGCCCGGCGCCUACGUGGACACGCACCACCGCGCCGCGCGCCACCUGGGCCGCUGGACGCAGGACGACACGGGGACAGCUAAUGACUGGAGCCCCUUGAAGUUAUACCAGCGUGGGGCGGUGGUGUCCCUCCACGGCGCCGCCUACACGUGCGUGACGGCGACCGCCGCCGCGCGGCCGGCCAGUGCGGAGCACUCGCGGUUCCAUACCGUGUUCUCCAACCCGUCAACGCUGCUCUGCCUGCUCCUCUGCCUCCAACUAUCGCUGAUAGUACUCCAGCUGGGCCUGCUGUACAGCUCCGCGCCCUGGCACAACUUCCUCGCCACCAUCUUACUGCUCUUCAUCAAUUAUUACACCCUCUUCAAGAUGGCUAGGGACUAUCUAGUCUCCUGGAAGGUCUAUAAAGCGGAGAACAUGAUACAGGAUAAGAAUUCUGUUGUCAAUUAAGUGCUGAUGAAAGUCAUUCCGUGUGUCCUAUGUUAGGAGCAAAGCCACAUUGGUUGGUAAAAGUUUAAUGUUUAUUUUUCUUGUAGUGAGUUUUAUUUAUUAGGAUUGACUCACGAUAUUGAGAAUCUGUUCAGUUAGGUUAACUUUAAGUAGCGUUAUUGUCUGUUGAAAAUUUUGUCUCACAAUAAGUCUUAUUGAAUUCUUAUAAUUUUGUACUUAAUCUUCUAUUUCUCAGUUUUUGGACAACGUUCUCUAUUGAGAAUAAUAUAUGGAAUUUUAAAAGACUGACUUCGACUGGCAUGUUCUUCCACUCCUGACACUUUAAAUGGAUUGGACUAUAUUUCCGGGAUUCAUUUUGUAGUUAGAUAAAAAUCUGGUAAUAAACAUAUGUAAAUUGCAGAAAUCAACAAUCUGUCCAAACUUCAAAGUAAAAUAGGUUUCAUUGAUAUCAAUAUGUCAUUUUUUCAGUGUAUUUUAGUGCCCUCUAAUUAUUGCUAUCUCAAAUUUACUGACGAGUGAAAUCAACUUAAAACUUCGAAAUACAAAACUGUUUUAGUGCAAAAGUAAAUAACCACUGAAUGUAUUUAUUUGUGUAUCUUAGUAAAACUAUGAAAAUAAAUUUAAUUUAUGGUAUAGGUUACCCUAUUGUAGAGUUGAAUUGGAAGUGGUAAUGAUGGUUAACUUAGUAAAGAAUUGCAGGGCCAGUCUUGUAACGUGUAUCACCGACUAAUGAUGCUAAUGCAAAGAUUCAUUCAUUGUAUAAGUUAAGAUGUGUAAUCGCUAAGAUUAAUUAAAAAUUAAAAUUAAUUUAAUUUUAAUUUUUAAUUAGAUUUGACAAAUCUGCGCGUCAUCGUGUAUGACACGGACUAUAGUUGUGGUUACCAAAAGUUGACGUUUGUAAAUUCAGAGGAAAACAACCAACAGAAAAAUCAUAAAACGCUAUCUGCCUCUGUCGAUCUAAUAUGCAAUAGAGGCAUAUAACGAUUUUUCGAUUUUGGCCCUCAGUUACCAAAAAGCAAGGCUUCGUGUAGCGCUGUCUAGUUGGACUGUCAACUAGGGGGCAAGAAUUUUUCUUCGUUAAUUUUCGUUCGUAAUUUACAAUACGGUACAAACAAGUACGAUUGACAACAUAGUUAACUGACCUUUGGUAAUUUUAUCCCUUGUUUACAUUUAUACAUAAAUACGAUGGAAACUAAUGUUUUAUGUUGGUGAUAACAUAGUUACUAUCUGUUUCGUCAUUCAUAUUGCUCAAUACAUCAGAGACCGUUUAUUUAUAGUGUUGUAUCCGUCAGUCUGUUUAUAUUUCAUUAUCAUGCUCUUGAUAUAGGUAACAAUGACUUUGCUUAGUGCAAAAAAGUUCAUAUGACUGUAAGGUAAAUUAACAAUUAUAUGAUUACUUGCCAUA
Cydia pomonella (codling moth) is the source of this 3025-nucleotide messenger RNA. RefSeq names its product transmembrane protein 39A. The record is from RefSeq and is a predicted model, not a curated record. Lineage: Eukaryota; Metazoa; Arthropoda; Insecta; Lepidoptera; Tortricidae. The transcript has 8 exons. Bases 112 to 1620 code for a protein of 502 amino acids. Gene Ontology annotation, cellular component: membrane.